CCUGCGCCGCCACCGCUGCCUCCUCCCCGGCUCGCCGCGGUUGCGGUGGAGGCGAGGCGAGGCGAGGCACGGCGGGCCUGGGGACUGCCGCCGCCGGGCCGGAUAUGUUGAUAUGCCACCAUCCAACAUUUUUUUUAGUAGUUAUGGUAACUUGGAAUGUUAUUAAGCAUGGAGAUUAAGUUAGAUGUUCUAAUUUCUACAUGUAUCAAGCAAAGGAGGCCUUGGCCUCGCAUUUCCUGGCUGGGACAGGAAAAAGAAGCAGUUUUUCUUUUAGAUGCUAAACGUAUUAAUGAAAUUAACCUGGUAUCAGGAAAGACAAAAAAGAAAAUUCCUCGACUACAGACACUGCUGAAAAAUGUAGCUGUCUUAACAACAUCACAAAAUGGUGCUUGGUUGGCAGGAAUCCUUACAACAGGAGAGCUGUUUCUCUGGAAUAAAGACCAAGACUGUUUGAAAACUGUGCCAGCAAUUGAAGAGUCUACUAAGGUGGUUACAGUGGCACAAGAGUGUUCUAUGAGAUUGUAUCUGUAUGUAUCAGGAGAUGGCAAAAAGGUGCUGCUCACUACUCCUACAGUGUGCAUCUUCUUGUGGGAGAGCACAGAAAGCAAAAAUGCAUCCUCUUCUAAAAAUCCUUCAUUGGCUGGGCAUUGGUCCCAAAUUUUGCCUGAAGAAUCAGUUGUGUUACCUUCCAUCGAAGAUAAAGAAACUGGAGUGAAUGUUGAUUUCAUCAAGAAUGAGAUAUUGGGUGACUGCUGCUUGUGUUCUUUUGUGUUUUAUUCUGUGGAAUGCUUGAUGCUGACAUUUUUGGUGCUGCGUUGGUCUGAAAACCGCUUUAGUUCUGUUCCUUACCAUAUCCAGUGGGCACAGCAAAAAUGUUCUUUGCUUAGUCUGGUUCCCCAAUGUGAGCCAGUAAAGUCAAGAGGAGCCUUGCUUACUGCAUUUGCAAGGGAUGGACUUUUGCUGGCAGUAGCUAUGAAUCAGAAUGAUCCAAAGGCAACUCAGAUUUUGUUCUUAAACACAUUGAAUUUAAUUACUGUUUCUGGUAACCUCAAAGGAUGUAGUAGCAAGAAUCAUAUGGUUCCAUCCAAGUUCAUCAGGUCAUACUGGGUAGCUGACAUGAGCUGGACUCAUAAUAGCCUUUUUUUGGUUUGCAUGUUAAAGCGUGGUUCGUUUCUCUUACUGACUCGUAUGGGUGAAUUACUGACGUUGGUUACUUCUGGCUGCUCUAUAGAAUUUGGACCAGCAGAGUUUAUUCCUUUACAUCCACUCAUAACAUACAGGUCACAACAGUUCAUGUCUCAAAAUUCCACUCAGUCUCUUGGUUCAUCAGCUUCUGAAAAUGAUCUAAUGAGACAGAGAUUUUCUGUAACAGCACACCCAAGACUACCCUACCUCAUUUUCUCUGAUGGGUAUAUGGUUACAGUUCUUAGGUUUUCUGAUAAUCUUUCACCAUCAGGAUUUAUAAGGUCACUUCUGCUUGAUUCAGCCCAGAAGCUUGAAAAAGUACAUCAAGGCCUGAUGAUAGCUAAGUCUAAAGGAAAAAGGCUGCAGUUGCAGUCUUUGUCCUCCUUAAAAUCUAAUCUAUUAAAACAACACCAAAACCAAAGUUCUGCCCUUUCCACCAUUCCAAAAUUCUUGCAAGAAGAAACUGUAGAAUGGAUUGAGAAAACAGCAGAAUUACAGGGUCAUGAAGAAGAAUCUGAUGAGGAUGAACAUUUUCAAAAUAGCUCUUCUGCUUUCUGGAGCCACAGACCAGAUUCGCUUUUUGGUCAAGGCCAGUUAGAGUUUGCAUCAAUGUUUGACACCAUACAUGCAGAGGAUGAUACCGAAGAAAAAGAUGAUUGGUCUGUGGAACUGAACUCUAUCCAAAAAAACCUUCUCGCAGCCUGGGAGACGGGGAUUACAAAAAACGUACAAGAAAAAGAUAUGCUUUUGAAUUACACAAUAAGCUGCAUUACUUACUUUUUCAGUAUUAUCCAGUAUAUAAAAAGUCCUUUAUUAAACCACAAGCCAUUUUUAAACAAGUCUGCAGAUAAUAAUCUCUGGAUGCAUUGUGUCUUAAAACAUUUUCAGCAGUUUUUAAGUGUCCUGUUUUGGGGUGUCAGAGAUGAACAGACUGUUAGAUAUGUAGCGAAACUCACAUCACAAACUAUAAAAGUAAUGCUUGUUCAGCAAAAAGAUCAGUUGUUCUCCAAAAAUCUUUUGGAGUCCUUCUGCUUGUUGAAGAUGGUCACUCGCACUCUAAAUGGCAUAUGCACUCCAGAGUAUGAGGUGAUUUCUACAUCCUCUGUCAACAGUAAUGUCAAACUUGACUCUCUGGUUGUACCUAUUUUUCAAGCUCUUAAUGGGAAUGUCACUCAGAAAUUUCACUCACAAACUUCCUUGCUUAAGAGACCUCCUUAUGCCUCAAGCCUUGACGAGAAGCCAGAAAACAGAUUAACAAUACUGUGGCAAUUGUUAUAUAAGCACGUGCUUUGGUAUCAGGCUCAGCUGAACAGAAAAAUAUAUAGGAAUGGCAAGCCAUUGACUGAGGUGAAGAUUCCACAUGAAGAAUCUGUUGUUGCAUCACUUUUAAGUCAUAUCCAGGCAACCCUACAGUCUUCAGGAGUGACCUUGGAGCAAAACUUGAAGCUUAACUCUGUGAUUGGGGAGGAGCAGUUUCUUCUAGGCUCAUACAAAGAAUCUUUGGACAUCUGGAAGAGAGCUCUUCAGGAAGUCAAAGCAAAAGGAGGAAUAAGAGCACAUUUUCUUCAAACUAGAUAUUUCCUGGCCAUAUUAUAUUGCCAGCUAUAUCACUAUAAUUUACGUGAGGCUCAGGGGCUUUGUGACCAUCUUGUGGGAGAAAUACUAAGGCGCUCUCAGCUUUGCAUGAGGCAGAUGGAAGAUUUCUCUGAUUUUAAGUAUUCUCAGCAUGAGCUGUGGAUGAUACAAGAUGUUCGUACUGAAGCUGCUAUGGCUGUAAUUCAGUCCAUGGCACGAUUCAUGGCAGCUUACUUCACAAAUCAGAUACUGUAUGUGCUCCCCUCACAUAAUGUUGGUGUCCUACCUCCACUUCACAUCAAACCAGACAAACUUCCUCGAGUUAUUCCAUUGCAACAUAGUUUGGUCACCAAUGCUGUUAGAGAUCAGAAUCUGUCUUCUGUAUGGACAGCUGAAUAUGCUCUUGAAUUGCUCUUUGUUGGUGGACUGAUUCCAGAGGCUGUGUGGUUAACACACAAACUUGGAGACUGGAAAAUGGCUGUUUCAAUUAGUAUAGCCUAUAAUCUCUACUGUAAAGCCAGUGAUAACUUCUCAAGGUCAGAGAAAACAGAACUACAUCUGCCAUUAAACAUGUCUCCAACACAGACUUUUCAGGAAAAGCUACAGUCAUUUUUGGGACAGCCAGUCAAUUUUGAAACAUCAAAUGAAGGAAGUGCUAAAUACAAACAGUUUACAGAUCCCAUUGAAGAGGAAGAUGCAAAUAUACUUUUCAGUUCAGUGCAAGAACUACUGAAAGCAGCUGUUAUGGCAGAUGCAGACAUUCUUUCAGAGACUUUUCAACUUUUGAUGGACUCUGCCAAGGACCUCAGCAAAAAGAUGUGUGGUUUAGUGCCUCAUGGGCUAUACCUUCCUGCGCCACCGUUAUAUUGCCCCCAGCCAGCUUCCCUCAGUGAAGAAGACUGCAAUGACCCACUUUUAAAAAUGGAGAGACAUUAUCGUCAAAAGAUGUCAGGAGUUCUUCAGAGAAUUCUUUUGCUCUUCCGGGCUGCUUGUUGUUCCUACCCUGCAGCACAGUGGUAUAUUGUACAGCUGAAACGGGCAAGAAAAAUAAUGCAGAAGAUUCGAAUAAAAGGCUCUCUUACUUCAUUAAGUCCAUUUCCUGAGACUUUGCUUCAUUAUUCCAAAUACCGUUCAGUAUUCUUUAAACCCACAUCUUCUGGAGACCAUCAGUUUGAUGAUAUUUCCUGUAAAACAAUAGGUUGCUUCCGAGAAUUGUGUGCCUUGUGUUGGAUGCUUCAUGUUCGUGAAAAGUUAUCUGAUAGCUGCAGACGGUACCAAACUGCCAGAGAGAAUAUAGAUAAUCAAGAGGAUUGUAAGAAGACUGAAUAUGAUGCUUGCAUAGUUGAGCACUGUCUCAAUGCAGUGGAGUGGGCUUAUCGAAUGCUUCCUUUCUCUAGAUUCAUGAAUGUUGAAGAACUAGUUCAAGACAUAAUUUUGAGUCUUGUUGGAGAAUUGCCACCAAUCAGAAAGGUGGCAGAAAUUUUGGUGAAAGCAUUUCCUAAUCCUGAAGAUAUAAGAGUUCCAUUAAAGGAUAAAUAUUAUGCCCUUCAGCAGCGACUCAGGCACUGUAUUGUCAGAGGUCCUAAAAGUGAGGAGAUGAUGUCUGUUGUUAUUGAGGUUACCCAUAAAGUGAGGCUGAAAGCCCUGAAACGUGUAAUAAGAAAUAUAGGCCCCCUUGAAAUGAGUAUCUGGGAGCCAUCAGAAGAGGAGACUCCAGAUGAUGAGGCACAGUGCUAUGAUAGAUUCUCAUUAGGGACCAGUCUAAGCAGAAGUACACUUACAGAUUUUGGAUAUCCUCUUGUAUACAGUGAUGCUGAAACAGCAGAUACUCUCUCUGAGGCUUUACUUAUAGAAAAAGCGAGAGAUCAGGUGCCUUCACUGCAGAGGGACACAGAGACUCAUAAAGGAGGAAAAGAUGAUAAGAUAAAAGAUCUUAAUAGAAAAACAAAACAUAAAGAAAAUGUGCACAGUAAUGCCUGUCUGAAUCAGUAUAAUUUGCCUGUGGUAGGUGCAUGGGAAUUUGAACGUGAUGAUGAAGAGUACAUUAAUUUCUUAGAACUCUUUUUGAGUUAUAUGCUUGAAAGAGACUUGAUAAAUUGCCCUGAUCCUGGGAUUCCUUUUCUGACCAGCUUUUCUGGACUCCUUCUGGAACAUGAACUAAACUCUCUCCUUUUUGAUGUUCAUACAACAUUGAAACGUCGAAUGGAGAAAACUACAAGCCAAAAUGUAUUUAGAACAGGUUGCUGCUAUACUGUUGUUCCUGCAUCUUGUGAUUCCAAGCCAGCUUCUGUUUGUAAUAAAAAGCAAAAACAUUUGGAAAGACAAAUGUCUUUUUCAGUUUUACAGCCAACAGAGCCUUCUGUGUAUGACUCUGUGAAUGGAAUAAAUAAAUAUGCUGGAAAGAAGGGAUUAUUUGGUUUAAGUCAUCAAUCAGUUUAUAGAGCGCAAGAUGAUAAACAAGAAUUAACUGUUCUACCUGUAACCCAAACCUUAUCAGACCACACUUGCUCUUUUCUGCACACUCCAGCAACUUGUAAAUAUGUCUACGAAAUAAUUCACCAGGAUAUUACACCAAGAGAAGAACUUGCUCUAGACCUGAAGAAUAAGUUUAGCAAUAUUGCAAGAUUGCUUGAAUGGAUGAUCAGAUGGUCUGACAAGAGGCUACUAUGCGAUUCCAACAGAAUUGAGUCGUUUCAGGAGAGCUACCCAAUGAUGCAUGUGAAAACAUCAGCAGCUGCCAUACUUACAUCACUGUGGCUUUUGGAACAACCAUACUGUGAUGGAUUGCAAACAAGGACCUCAAGCUUUAAGAGUCAAGAUAAUCAGUAUCUAAUAGAGCCUGCAUCUCUGCUAAAAACAAGACCAGAAAUAGAGAUAGAAAGCAGCAUGGAUACAGGUGGUUCUCCAUCAUCAGAUACUCUGCUAGGUGGGCAGAGUGUAAAUGCAUAUGAAGAACCUCAUGAAAGUGCUUUAAGAAUACAUUCUAAAAAGAAGGAAAUGAAUGAUAUGAGUAAUUCUCUACUGCACACUAUUGAAGAACGAGCAAUAGAUUCUGAUGAAGAUCUUAAAGAAUUGGGACCAUUCAUAGAGGAUGAAGUAAAUAUAACAUCAGAAAAUGAAGAAUUCUUUGAAGAGCCAUUUGAAAUACCAAAAAGCUCCAAUAUUUCUGUCAGUAUUAAACCUGUACAACAGCAAAAAGUAGAGUAUAUUUCCACUUCAGAUGUAGAAUGUCCACAAGAAGGACUAAUGACAGAAAAAUCAGAGGAGAAAAAGGCUGAACAGAACAGCAUGACGGAGGCUGUUGCCAAAAACAUUCCUCAUUCAUUCUAUUUAGAAAAGAAUGCAGAAGCUCCUAGUAGUACAGAGGUUUCUGGAUGUGAUGAUCAGUCUUCUUCCAUUGCUGAGUCAAGUGUUUAUUCCCAUGCUUCAGUUCAUUCAGAGGAAAAAGAAGUCCAGGAAGGAGCACCCACAGCAGAGCCACUGAACACAUCAGAAACUAUCAGACAGAUGCUCCAAGAUGAAAUGUUUAAACUAGUUCAGCUGCAGCAAAUCAACUUUAUGAGUUUAAUGCAAAUAGUGGGAUCAUCCUUUGCCAACCUGCCAAAUAUGCAGCACCUUUUGCAGCAGUCUCAAUUUGUUCCACUGGGAGGAAGCCAGCUUUCACAUGCUGCUGGAGGUGUAGAAAAAUCUCUUCCUACCCAUUCUUCAAAUGGCUCUCCAGAAACUCAGCGCUCCGGUCAAGAAAAUACUGGAAAGUCUGACAAAAAGAGUCGCUCUCACUCCCAGCAAAUAAAUGUCAUAAAUGAUCAAGGCAAAAAUGAAAAUAUACAGAAUCGGUCAGACAGAAAUGUUUCUUUAAUCCCAUCAGAGACCCAAUCUCAUGGAAUAGGAUUUACUCCAGCAUCUCACGAUUUGCUUCCUUCAGCUCCAGCCAAACCACUUCAUCUGUUAUCUCCUUCUCCAGAUAUCCAGAAGCCACCCAAACUUAUUCCAGUCUCAAAAACUUCAAAUUAUGCAAGUGGAUAUCCUUUGCUUACACUUGAAUCAGAUUAUCAUUUCAAACCACUCAAUGUAUGUCCAGUAGGAAUUUCACAAGCUUUUGCCAUGCCACUUCUACAACCAAAAGUGGCUUGGGGUCCACCUGAUUCCUUACAAAACCUUCAACCAUUACAAACGCUAGGAAACAAGAGUAAGUCUAAAACAGCACACCUGAAUGUGGAUAAGUACGACCUUGAAUUUAUAAGGCAAGCACAUGAGGAAAAGAAGAGGUGGGCAGAAGCUGUAAGUAAGGGACCUCCUAAACAUCUACAUGUAAAUCAGUAUGAAGGUCAGCAAUAUGUUGCACCUGAGCAGUACCUCUCUAGGAAUAUGAAUGCAGAAAAGCCACUGAUUGCUCAGCAUGUUUCCUUCUGUGGGACUUCCCAAUGUCCAUCUGGAAUUCCUCUACUACAUCUGCAGCUUGAUCCUGUACUUAGAUUUCCACCAAUUAUCAGACAACUGACUGAUACUUCUUUAAUAACUGUUAGACCUACAACAAAGGAGGCUGAUUGGAACACAAUAUAUCACCCAGGAAUAGCAAUUCUUCACGAUAACUUACCUCCAAAAUACAAGUUCCAAGCACCAAAACUCAUCCCACUUCAAAAUCUCAUUGCAUUUGAGCAAAGGCGCCAACAUAUCAGUGCACCAUGUCCCCUUGUUGGACAAGAGCAUUCUGAACCAAUUCAGUUGUUAAAAGCUGAUAGCGAAUCAUUUGAAUCAAGACAUCUACGGAAUAAUAAAAAAAGACAGAAGAGGCGUGCUGAAAAUCAGAUAAAAGAGGAGAAGGAAAAGAAAAAAACAAGUGUGACAUUCCGUCCAGAAGAUUCUAUUAUUGGUAGCGACGAUAUAGAAGUAACUGUUAAAACAGACACACAGGUUCAGCAAACAGAAUCCAGCUGUUAUCUAGCAGAUGAUUUUGUCACUUCACUUGACCCACUCAGAGAUGCUGUUACUACUUCAGCAGCUCUACACUUCAUGGCUUCCACAAGGAAAAAGCCUACAGAAGUUCAAGAUGCAAGUACAAAUACAGAUCCAGUUCUCAGGUCACAUCAGGAUGUCGAAUUUGGCUCUGAAGAUGUAUUUUCUGAGCCUGGAAAAAAGCAAUCAGCCACUUCUGCUCCUGCAUCAGAGCAAUUGCUUUCAAGUGUCCCUCAGAUGUUGACAUCAGAUGCGUACUUAAACCUUAGGUUUCCCCCUGCAGCAGAAGAGAAGCCUGAUGCUACACCUGACUUGGUUGGACACAAAUAUAUCAGUGUGAUUGACAUUGAAGAUAAUGAUCUCCUGAAGGAUUUGCCUGUCAUACCUGAAUCUACAGAAACGAUAGGUACCACACAACAACUUGAGAGCCUUGAAGUGCCAUCUUCUGCCAAACUGCAUCAUUUGGCAGCCUCUGUCACUAAUGCAGUUCCUCCCAGUGAUUUUCAGAGAAAAGAUAAACAUCUCCAGCAUGUAUCAUUGCAAAUACAAGAAGAGAAUAUAAAGUCAGAUUCUUUCAGAGACAGCCUGACUUGGAACCUGAUGCAUGAGGUUGUUAGCACCAUCCCCUCUCCAGGGCUGUCAGCCAAACUGAUUAGCAAAGAAUAUCUUUCCACAAAACUUCAGGAAAUGGAUAUACAACUGCUGGCACUACAGAACAUAGCAGAGAACAUGGAGAAGGAUUUCAGCAACACUAAACUUUUAGUAAAUACAAUAGAAGAUUUAGGAAUGGCUGCUGAUCCUGACAUAGGGGCUACUUCCUUGUUCUCAGAAGGCAUUGGAGUUAUAGAUGAAGCAUGUUGUUCAAGUCUUACGAGCUUUGAUGUUCUGGAUAAAAAUGAGGGUUCAAAACCUGAAUACUCUGUAUGCAGUUAUACUGCCUUACAAACUCGCUCUGUUUCCACUGCAACUUCAGCUGCUAACUUUCCCAGUGGCACAAAGUCAUCUUCUGACAUUCAAAUAAAUGAAGAAUUAGACAAUAGUUCUGUAGAUGAUCCCCUGCAAACUACAGGACUAAGUGGUAUGACCGACAUUAUUAAAGAUCUUGUAACAGAAGGUGAUGUUUCUGCUACAGAACUGGGUUUUACCGAAGCACAGGCUAGACAAAUCUCCAAAAUCCAUGGUCCUGCAUUUAGACGUUCUCAAAAAACAGAAAAAGAAAAAAAAGAGAUACAAGCAUGGAUGAAAAGAAAACAAAAAGAAAGAUUGGCAGACUAUCUGAAUAAACGUGAUGAACAAAGAGAGAAAGAACAUAUGCCAUUUAAUGUGAAAAAUUGUAUGAAAUUUGGUCUCACCUCAAAGGAAAUUAAACUGAACCAGAAAAAGAAAGAGGAAAAGGAUAAAGCCCUGUUAUCUGAGCAUCAUAAUUUUAGAGUCUCACAAGCACUUUCCCUGAUGAAUGAGAUGUUAUCUGAAACAGCACAGCUUCCUACAGAGAAAUGUAGACCGUUGUCCAGAACAGCAAGGUCACCUCGAGAUUUCAGAAAGCAACUUCCUGUGUCUGCUAGAGGUCGGACUCUGUCAGCAGGUCAAGCUGAAAGGAGCAGGAUUGCUGCCAAACCUGGCUUUCAACAAGCAAGAUCUCUUUCUACUCCACCUCUUGGUUUAGAUCAGUCCAGAGGAACUGCCACUGCAGUAUUACAGAAAAAUAUUUCCAAGGACAGAAUUAGAAGUGCAGCAAGGUAUCCUGUUAAUUCUAGGCAAGUUGCCUUUUGGCCUCAAGACAGAUCAUCCCAAGUCAUCGGCAGAGGAACAGCUAUGGAUUUUAGCCAGAAGAGAAUGCGGUUGCAAGGCAACAGAAACCAGAUGCAAGUCUUGAAUGCAAGGCCACCUAGUUCAGCUAGACAAGCCUCUGCAGUGAAACAGGGAAGGCCUGGACUUCAUGCAGCUGCAGUUCAGACAGAGGAGACUGGUCUUGAUGAUGACAUUGAGCGAGAGUCCCUAAGUCCAUGGAGCAUCCCUGAUGACAUCCAAAGAAUCCUGUGUGACCAUUCUGGUUCCUUCUUUGAGGGUUCUGUGCCUUAUGAUGAUGAUUGCCUUCCUCUCAGCACUGAUGAUAUUGAUAACGUAUCGGAAAGCACAGGAAGUAUCCUCAGCAAGCUGGACUGGAAUGCAGUUGAGGCUAUGGUAGCAAAUGUGGAAGACAAGUGACAAGUCGUACACUUUCACAGCAGUUAAAGCAUGCACAUUAUAUCACGUAUACAAAUAUAGCAUAGCACAUGUACACAAAAAUUCUUGUUGAAAGCAAUGGGGAAUUCUGUUUAAAGCUCAGUGGUGGAUCAAGGGACCUAGUGGGAACCUGCAGAAAGUGUCUGCCUUCUUUAAAACGUUCUCUUUUAGGCUAGAGCCUAAUCCUGUAUUAUGCAGUGGGUCUUCAACUCUUAAAGAGUUGAGCAAGCUCAGGACAGACUGUCAGCGUACAAAGGCCCUCAGCAUUAAAUUUAUCCUUUGCAUUUGCAAAGAGCCAGGGAAUGGCACUGGUAAUAGUGAUUUGAUUUCUAAAAGUCAGUAUGUGCAUCCAGUGUAGAUAAAGUCUGAAGGAUCAGGUGUUUUCUCCUCUGCUUUUUAAUAUCUCAGAUUAAUAAAAUUAAGCUUUUUCACUUGAAGAGCACUGGUGUUUCUUGUCUACAUUUUUAAAUAUUAAAAUAUUUGACUAUUUUGAAAUUUAAGAAUUGUGAACGAUUGGUUUGGCUUUAAUAAAUGCUUGGUUUUAUUCAGUUA
Molecule: messenger RNA, 10494 nt
Organism: Alligator mississippiensis (American alligator)
Lineage: Eukaryota; Metazoa; Chordata; Crocodylia; Alligatoridae
Gene: CPLANE1
Product: ciliogenesis and planar polarity effector complex subunit 1
Exons: 54
Coding region: 157-9924 (3255 amino acids)
Biological process (GO): cilium assembly
Cellular component (GO): ciliary transition zone
Source: RefSeq, a predicted model, not a curated record